Amphibalanus amphitrite is the source of this 1157-nucleotide messenger RNA. Its product is annotated as prenylated Rab acceptor protein 1-like. Gene Ontology annotation, cellular component: Golgi apparatus. The transcript has 2 exons. The record is from RefSeq and is a predicted model, not a curated record. Bases 295 to 927 code for a protein of 210 amino acids. NCBI's taxonomy places the organism in Eukaryota, Metazoa, Arthropoda, Thecostraca, Balanomorpha, Balanidae.
GCCUUGGAUGCGCAAGUAAUGUAUGUUCAUUUUCAAAGCAUUAGCGUAUCUGAACGCUGCAGCAUGACAGCAAGCAGAAUCUGACCAAUCAUUUGCUACCUUUUUCAUAGCAGCCUGCUAGAUCUCAGUAAUUGAACACAAUUACUGUCUACGUGGAAAUCCUUGUGUUGUCCUCAAGGCACUGGUCCCGUUAUUUCCGUUAUUUCCAAUACGAGAGAGCUGCUGGUCUUCUUCGGUGAGUGGGUUGUUGGGUAUUCAUCGGUAAGUAGUCUGCACUGUUCAGUGUCCAGGGUGAUGUCCCUGACUGAGCUGGAAAAGCUGGAGAGUGCGAUUCUGGUGGCGGCCGAAGAUCCCGCCGACGAGGACCUGCAGGGUGACCUCAGCCAGCACAGCACGGUACUGAAGAAGAUGCAGGCGAAGCUGGCCAGCCCGGCGGUGCGAGAGUGGAUCGCCAGUCGGCGUCAGAACAUCCGGCCCUGGCUGCAGUUCAUCAAUGUCAACAACUUUGGCAAGCCGGACUCGCUGCCGCGCUGGUCCAAGCGCCUGGUGAAGAACAUCGAUCACUUCCAGAGCAACUACGUGUUUGUGUUCCUGGGUCUGUUCGUGUACUGCCUGCUGACGUCACCGCUGCUCCUGAUUGCGCUGGGCGCGCUGGCCGGCGGCUGCCACAUCCUGCGACUGCGACAGCAGGAGCGGAAGCUGAUGGUGGCCGGCCGCGAGGUGCCGCUGGCGCAGCAGUACGCAGGUGUGGCGCUGCUCAGCGUGCCCAUCUUCCUGAUCGUCGGCGCCAGCUCGGCCCUCUUCUGGGUUAUUGGUGCUUCGUUCUUUGUUAUCAUGCUCCAUGCCACGUUCUUUAAGCACGAGGCGCUGGCUGGCGCCGAGGAGGAUGCAGAGCUGUUUGAGGUCACUAUGGAGCCUGUCCAGUAGAGCUCAGGGCUGUCAAGAGCCGCAUUUGUUGCACUAAUUAUGUUUAUGUCACAUCGCCUGAAAAUAUCUCGCAUGCUACAAGCUUACACCGCUCAUCUAUUGCCAUUUACCCAGACGCCUGUAUGGUCUGGUUGAACUGUUGGAACGCGUUUGUUGCUGUUUUAUUUAUUAUAGACAAUAUUUAUUUCUGUUAAGCAUUUUUAACUUGCACGUAAUAAAUUUCUAGUGAA